Messenger RNA from Ipomoea nil (Japanese morning glory), 645 nucleotides. RefSeq lists its product as uncharacterized. The transcript has 2 exons. The coding region runs from base 62 to 553 and encodes 163 amino acids. NCBI's taxonomy places the organism in Eukaryota, Viridiplantae, Streptophyta, Magnoliopsida, Solanales, Convolvulaceae. The record is from RefSeq and is a predicted model, not a curated record.
UCAUAUCGUCAAACCAUCGUACUAUACGGCACUAGGGAAGGACGUGGGUGAUUCUUCAACAAUGUCUUCAUCAAAUUCCAGAUUUUCUCCAUCUUCACCCAACUUCACGAGGCGUAAUGUCAACUUGCAUUAUGAGCCUGCUUUGUAUUGCAAAUGUGGGUUGAAAUCUCCAUUAUGCAUAGCUCGUGAUAGUGGCCGAAAAUUCUUUGGUUGUCAACAAUGGAAGGAACAUGGUUGUGGAUUUUUGGUAUUUAUUGAUGAUAUUAUGAUGAAUGCUCAAGUUCAAGAAAUCCCGGUCAUUGACUAUGAGUCAACUGUAAAUGCAUUAAGAGAUUUGAGUUGUAUUAUUCAACAACUAAGAGAUGAUAUGUCAUCUGUCCAAAGAGAAUGGGAGAGAGUCAAGAUGUCAACAUGUGGUGGUGCUACUGAAGGUGUUAAGGAAAAUUGGUCCAAGAUAUUUACUACUAUAGUUGUGAUAGGUGUGGUUUUAUUAGCAAUGUUGCUAUGCUUUGGGCAAAAAAAGAGUAAUAAUCUAAAUUUGUCUAUUUUGUAAGAUCUUUGGUUUAUGUUAGUGUGGAAAAAUUAGUAUAGGUUGAUGGUAAAUGUUGUUGGAAGUAGUGUUGUAUGAAAAAAAUUCAAUGUGGU